UCCGAGAAGAUGGCGGCGGGAGAGCGGAGCGUUAGUGGUGGCGGCGGCGGCGGCGGCGGCGGGGGCCUGGGCGGACCGGCGGCUCGUUGUCACCGUGCGGGCCCGGGACCUGGUCCGGGUCCGGGCCUCGGACUGGCACGGGAGGAGGAGGAGGAGGAGGAGCAAAAGGAGCAGCAGCAGCAGCAGCAGCAGGCGGCACAGGAGGAAGGAGGAGGAAGUGGUGGUAUUGCUGGAGGAGGAGAGCCGCAGGCCUGGGGCCUCGGCCUGGUCAAGCGGGAGAGGGCAGCGGAGGAGGAGAAGCUGCCGCCGCCGCGGCCGCGGCCGCAGGAGGAGGAGGAGGCGGACGACGCCGAAGAGGAGGCGGCGGAGGUGGAGGUGGAGUUGGAAAUGGAGGAGCCUGUGGUCCGGGACAGGCCGCAGUUCUUGAACAAGCAGCAGCGGAUCCUGGCGCUGGGCCAGCGGGACCGGCGGGGAGAGGAGGAGGAGGAGGAGGCGGCCCUCCGCCUGGAGGAGGGCUGGGAGGGGCCCGGGGCCACCCCUUGGCCCCGGCCGGCCGGCUGGAACCCCCGGCGCUGCGCGGACCGGCCCCACCGGCCGCCGCGGGGGGCCUCCCACGGGGAGGGUCCCGGGGCCGCCCCGUCCCAGCGCCGGCGCAAGGCAGAGUACCCCCGCCGCAGGAGCUGCAUCUCCUUCACCUACCGCGCCGCCGAGGGCGGGGGCUGCCGCCCCGAGGAGGGGGAGGCGGAGACGGCCGAGAACAGCGACCUGCAGCGGCUGGGUGCGUCUCCCAGAGAUCCCCUUCCAGACCUGCAGACGUUGCACCCGGCACCCAUGGUGCUGAUCAAGACGAGACCGGGCCGCGGCCGGUGGCGGGGGAAGGACGGCGACAGCGAGCCGGCGGAACCCGACCCGGAGACGGCAGGGGUGCCCGUGACCCGGUGGGAGACCCACUACUGGGAGAAGGCCUCGCCCUCGGGCUUCCCACCUCCCGACGGGGAGGGGAAGGCCCCGGGCCCCGCCACGACCGCGGCCAGCGGGGCGGAGGCGGAGACCAUGCAGCUGAUCUGCGAGUCCAUCUGCGAGGCACCCCAGGGGCAGGACAGCAGCAUCUCGCUGGAGGGAUUGGCUGCAGCCGCUGCUCUUCCUGAUUCCAUCCGGGAGCCGGACUUGGUACACAGUGAGGGUCCCGAGGAUCUUGGUGAAUCCGACGAUGAGGACGACGAUGUUCCGUUCCGCGACGAUCCCAAAGAUGAAAUGUACGAACCGUCGCCGCACAGGGAACGCGGGAAGCAGAGACGGAAAGCACGGAAGGAGAAGCUGGAGACCGUCGAGCAGAUGGAGCCUCCAAAGAGGAGGCUCCAGAGACCCAAAGAAGAUAGAGGUCCCCGGCCCCCCAAGAAGCGCAAGAAGCCUCCGAUCCAGUACGUCCGCUGCGAGAUGGAGGGCUGUGGGACGAUCCUGGCGAAUCCAAGGUACCUGCAGCACCACAUGAGGUACCAGCACAUGCUGAAGAAGAAGUAUGUCUGCCCGCACCCGUCGUGCGGCCGGCUCUUCCGACUCCAGAAGCAGCUGCUCCGGCACACCAAGCACCACUCAGAUCAGCGGGAUUACAUCUGUGAGUACUGCGCCCGGGCAUUCAAGAGUUUACACAACCUGGCUGUGCACAGGAUGAUUCACACGGGCGAGAAGCCCCUGCAGUGCGAGAUCUGCGGCUUCACCUGCCGACAGAAGGCCUCGCUGAACUGGCACAUGAAGAAGCACGAUGCCGAUGCCAACUACCAGUUCUCCUGCAACGUCUGCGGCAAGAAGUUCGAGAAGAAGGACAGCGUGGUGGCCCACAAGAGCAAGUCCCACCCAGAGCUGGUCAUCGCUGAGGCGCUGGCCGAGAACUCGGAGAUCGUGCAGUCCUAGAGUCCACCCCCAACCUCCCUCUACCCACCCCCAAAACAACAGGGCUGCGGGUAGUCACCCCGGCAAGUGCCCGUCCGCCCUUCUCCCCCCCCCUCCUCUCCCCUCCCUCCCUGGUCAGUGGAGAGGAGGGGGGAGCAGGCGGGGUCGGGGGGGGAGCGGGGAGGAGGAACAUCAGAGGGAGAGAGCGCGAGGGGGCGGAAACAGCUUUGUUGGCCCACAGGGUGGAGUGCGUGUGCGGGGGCAUGUGUUCGUGUGUUGUAGGUGAGGGGGUGGGUUAUUUAUGUGAGCGCACCCGUCCUCCGGCGCGGGGGGUUGGUAGGUGUUGGGGGGGGGAGGUGUUUAGUGCGCCCGCUCGUCUCCUCAGAGGGUGCUCGGCAUGUGCGUGGGAUGCUCCCUCGUCUCAGCUCGCCAGAGGGAGGGCGCCACACCCCCCCCCAUGCACGCACUCCCACCGCCAUCCCCACCCCAGCCUCCCUCGAGACCGGGACGCGCGACGCAGGGGCGGGCGAGAGCAAAGCAGAGUGCUGCAGGGGAGGGGGGUGCGGGGUGGGCCUUGGGGGCCCUGAAUGUAGGCGGGGUGUGGGCGAGGCGCUCGCUUUUUCACCCCCUGUGGGUUGUACUGAACUGUAAAUACCUGUAGCCCAACCCUCCCCUCGGACGGGCAGUGAUGGGUGUGGCUGUUGUAAGUAGUGUUGAGCUGGUGGUGACAGGGUCUUGUUACAAUUCUAAGUUACUGGAUUACAUAGAAGAAACCAUAGACUCCACCGUGAGCACUGUUUAGUUGAAUAAAUCUGUAUAAAUAACUAUUAAAACUGAAAACAGAGAGCAAUAAACACAGUAUUUUCUUCCAACGCGUUGUCUUUCUGCAGACCGGGAGGGGCCCCGGGGGCUGGGUGAUCUCGCAGUGAGCCGUGGCCUCGCUCUCUCUCUCUCUAUCUCCGUCUGCCCGUGCGUGUGGCUGGGUUUCCGGGGGCUCGGGGUCAGCUUGCUCCCCUCCGAGGGCGGGUGAGCGGUGCUCGUUCUCUUUCUUUCUUUAUCAAUCUUUUUAUUAAUUUAAAAAAUGUACAUAUAUACAAACGAGGAGCAUUAUCUC
Messenger RNA from Mobula hypostoma (lesser devil ray), 3004 nucleotides. RefSeq names its product ZFP91 zinc finger protein, atypical E3 ubiquitin ligase (gene zfp91). The coding region runs from base 10 to 1911 and encodes 633 amino acids. Gene Ontology annotation, cellular component: nucleus. NCBI's taxonomy places the organism in Eukaryota, Metazoa, Chordata, Chondrichthyes, Myliobatiformes, Myliobatidae. Gene Ontology annotation, biological process: regulation of transcription by RNA polymerase II. The record is from RefSeq and is a predicted model, not a curated record. The transcript has 12 exons.